This is a messenger RNA of Aspergillus homomorphus CBS 101889, 559 nucleotides long. RefSeq lists its product as uncharacterized. Bases 53 to 559 code for a protein of 168 amino acids. Lineage: Eukaryota; Fungi; Ascomycota; Eurotiomycetes; Eurotiales; Aspergillaceae. The record is from RefSeq and is a predicted model, not a curated record. The transcript has 2 exons.
AUACAAACUCAUUACUUAGAAGGCCGCACAUAUGUGAAUCUUAGCAGGGCAUAUGACAGGUUAUGAUGAUUAUCAACAGCAAUACAGUCUAGUCAAUCGGGACCACCCUACAUAUAUAACGAGUGCUCUCCAUUCCCUCAGUAUUACAAUUCCAACCAUCCACAAUCUUCAGGCUGUGCGAAUUUACCAUAAGUUUUACCACAUAUCAGCAAUGUCGAAAAUCUCCAAAGCCGCAUUCGAAGGGUUAGCUAAGAAAAUACGCGAAAACUCCGAUUCCUUAAAGAACCUCACUUUUGCCGAUAACCAGACUUCAAAAACUGCCGUGAAGACCAAGGACCUUCGAUUUGAUGUGCACCGAAAUACUAGAGAUCCAACAAUGGCAACCGGGAUAAUCCAGGCGAACAGUCAGGCAGAAGAUAGGACAGUGCAGAAUUUCAUCAAGGGGAAAACUGGCGGACACAAGGGUACACACCAGGUCAUUGGAGAGAAGAUCACUUUUGGUCUUGGGGAGAACUUCAAAGCUGAUGAUGUCGCAUCUGCGGUUGAAAAUACUGAGUAG